Molecule: messenger RNA, 930 nt
Organism: Psylliodes chrysocephalus
Lineage: Eukaryota; Metazoa; Arthropoda; Insecta; Coleoptera; Chrysomelidae
Source: the annotation of a GenBank genome assembly
AUGGAAGAUAAAGCGGUAUCAACCGAAGAUCUAUGCAGAGUAGACCACAAAAGGAACGUGGCGUUAAGUCUAGCACGUCUAGAAGCUAUUCUCCAAACUUUAGUAGAAAAUAAGGUAGAAUCAUUAAAAAACGACAAUCGUAAACAAUCAAGUGUUCAUUCGAAACCCAAGUCUAUUUUAAAACGUCUAAGAUUAACAUCCACGUCUAGUCAGAGUACUACAAAGAAUGAGAAAAUGGAAGAAAACGGGAUAAUAGAUGGCGUAAAGUUGGAACAUGUUGUAGAAGUCGAGAAUAUCGUUAGAAAAUCUGCUCUUAAAAAAGAAUCGUCAUCUUCUUCGGUUGGAAGUCAGCAAUAUCAAUACAGAAUACCUAGUUUCGAAGCAUCGUCAAUAGUUAGUGACGAAGAGAGAAACCGCUCAAUGCAAUGUGACAAUAUUGAAAGUUGCGCUUCUAUCAAUGAAAGACCUCCUAGCUGUUGUUGUAGUCAAGAAAUGGAAGGACACAUAUUGCACUACGACGACGACUAUGUCUCUUUAAAACUGAACGCUUACGGUGACAACAUUGAAACGGAUACGAUACUUUCAGAAGAAGCCAUUCGAAGAGCAAGAAAGAAGAGAAGAAAACGUAGAAAGAAACGAAUGAAGAAACGAAUGGCUUUGGAACAACGCGGGUUUUUAGUCGAAGCUGGUGUACUCGACGAAAGCUUCAAGCACAUUACGGUGGAAGACUCGACCAAGAAAGCCAAAUGGACCAUUGUUGGAACUGCAUUUUUAUUGCUCUUCAUGUGUCUUUUGUUGGUUGGAAUAACCCUGAGGAUGGCGCCUAUUAUUGAUGAAAUGGUUCGUAAAGAAAAUGAAGAAUUCGUGAAUUCACUUAGCAGGCACAAGAAUAUUUCUUCAGGAGUGUCCGUCCAUUCAAACAAUACGUAA